CCUAACUUUUCUAGAUUUCUUGGACAAAAAGAAACUAGAGUUCAAAUCAGCCCCCACAGAAUGCGUUGCAGAAACGUCUCACAUCACAUUAUAAUCGUGUAUUGGGACAUCUCCCAUUGACUGGGCUAUUUUGGCGAAUUAAAUUGUUCAUUUGCCUUCCACCAUAAGAAAAAAAAAGGUGUUCAUCUUCCUCCACGGGAAAAUAGAAAAAAAGAAAGAUACUCGUCUGUUGAUAUUCAGGCAUUUAAUCUUGUCAAUUCUUGAUUUGCCAAGAUGAAUAAGUAGCAGACAACACAUUGGUGGUGAUAUGGGGGUUGGGGAAGAGACGGACGAUCUGUCCCCGUGGUAGCCCUAUACAACGGAAGCCCUUCAGACGUUGGCAUUCAUGGAGGAGAGGAUUGGUUAAUGACGUUUGAGUCGUGGCAACAACAUUUUGUGUUCUCUUCUUCUGCACUUUGGAUUGUAGACUUUGGUAGGAAUUUCUAAAACCGUGAUAUGUCUUCGUUGGAUCGAGAUAAAGCUCUUGGAAAUAAUCGGCGUGAAGAUGUCAGCUGGCUUUUUUCCCUAUCCGGUUCUGAACUUGAUAUGCUGGUUAGCUUAAAGAAGCUGGUUAUUCAGCGUGCGAAAGUUAUUGGUCAUGAUGCCCUAGCCAGUAAAUUUGAUCUGAAGAUGCUUCGGGUUAUUGGGUUCAUUUUAAUGGAAUAUCUCAAAGGACAAUUUCAGAAAUCAUCAGUUGUUUCAGCCAUGAAUGACUCUUCAACAUUUUUAGAUGAUUGCAAUUUAUCAAGGGAUCUCAAGGGCAGCCCCAGCUGUAUGAGUAGAGAAGAAAUAGUAGGAUUGGUUAAUGCCAUUUCAAGGAAAAGAACAAAAGAAAGAUCACAUAAAGAGGAAGCUUGUAGUCAGAAAAGAAAGAAAACUAAGAGUUCAUAAGCUAUCUGAUGCUUUAGUACUCACAGAGAGCAGAGUAGCAAGCCCGGAUGGUUAUCCCUUUAUUUAAGACAGAUUGGUGUGUUAGCGUCUUUUUAUGUGCACUGGCCUACAUUGGUUCUUUAUUUUUUGGAGCAGAAACAUCAUCAUGAUCUAGAUAGAGAAGCCUCUAGUCAUUGAAACCAGUUGGGAUCUCUAAUUAUAUCCUCUCCUUCCUUGUUUAUGUACCUCUUUUAACCAUCUUAGGUGUUUUCUUUGUUGUAUUGUUCUUAGAUUAUUAUUACAUGUACACAGAGAUGAAAACUUCAUAAUUUCUUGACAUAUUACUGAAUUUUGGCGUAUA
Nelumbo nucifera (sacred lotus) is the source of this 1270-nucleotide messenger RNA. RefSeq lists its product as uncharacterized. The record is from RefSeq and is a predicted model, not a curated record. NCBI's taxonomy places the organism in Eukaryota, Viridiplantae, Streptophyta, Magnoliopsida, Proteales, Nelumbonaceae.